AUGUGCUAUCGUGCUGGUGUAAUAUUCCUACUUUUAUCUUUUGAGUCUACGUAUUUUACGGCCAGAGCUCAGCAUGUACCCAAUAGCCGUAUUUCGUUCAACACAGUACAGGGUUGGGGAGUUAAACUCGGCACUGAGUUAUAUCAUUUUGGAGAGUUUAUUACUAGAAAGAAGGAGGUUGAGGAUAGUUGGAAGUCGGCGCAAAUAGAAUCAAGAGAUGGCGAAAAGUUAGUACAGAGUGUGGCGGACGAUAUUCGGGCAAUGAUGGAGUUGAAAAUUAGUGCCGUGAAGAGGAUCGUCGAGGCAGCAGAGAAUAUGGCAUUUGAUAAACAAGACGAUCCCGUUCCGGAGGACUUUCAGUUCUUUAACAGUAAAGAAAUGGAAGAUCUCCUCGAUGAUAGUAUUACUACUACCCCAGAGCCUGAAUUUCAUAAUGAAAACAACAUCGAUCGUCCGCCAUCAAAGAAUGUUCGUCUGUACCAAAAUCCACACUUUUCAAAUAUACCCGUUAAUAUUAAUUUUACUAGUGUUCACGUUCCAACAAAUGUAUAUGCUUGGGCACCCGAAGUCAUAAAAGGAAUUCACUGGUCUGAAGGACUGGAUACACAUUUCAUUAAUAACUAUCAGAGUGACCCAACUCUUUCAUGGCAAUAUUUUGGUAGCUCAACCGGGUUUAUGAGACAUUAUCCUGCAAUGAAGUGGCGGGCAGACCCUGUUGAUAUAUAUGAUUGUCGAACAAGAGCUUGGUAUAUGGAGGCUGCUGCUAGCCCAAAAGAUGUUAUCGUGUUGGUUGACCGAAGUGGUUCUAUGACAGGACAGAGGAGAGAUAUAGCGAAACAUGUAGUAACUAACAUUUUGGAUACUUUAGGAAACAACGAUUUCGUGAAUGUUAUGACCUUUGCUGACACUGUGGAAGAAAUUGUGCCAUGUUUUGAAGAUUCUUUGGUGCAGGCAACUUUAGGAAACAUUCGAGAGUUUAAACUUGCGUUAGAGAAUUUUGAAACAAUGGAAAUAGCUAACUUUUCAGCUGCACUAACUAGAGCAUUUGAUCUUUUAGAAAUAUAUAGAAACAAUAGUGGCGGCGCUAAUUGCAAUCAAGCAAUUAUGCUUGUAACGGAUGGUGUACCAUAUAAUUACAAGGAGAUUUUUGAAAAAUACAAUUGGAAGUAUGACACACCAGUGCGAGUGUUCACGUACCUGAUAGGUCGCGAGGUGGCAGAUGUAAGAGAAGUGAAAUGGAUGGCUUGCGCUAACCGAGGAUACUACGUCCAUUUGAGUACUCUAGCAGAGGUUCGAGAAAGAGUUCUGGAACAUGUUAACGUGUUGGCUCGACCACUGGUUUUGCAGCGCGAAAAACAUCCGGUUGUAUGGACACCAGUAUAUGCAAAUGUUACCGAUCCAAAAGUUGCAGAUUAUUUAUGGGAGCAACGGGAGCGAGCAGAACAGAAAGAACGCUUCAUGAGUCAGCGACGAGAUAAAGCUCUAUUUAACUCUGAGAAGGAGCAGAAUAGACGAUGGAAAAUAACUCAGAUGAAACAAGGUCAAUACAGUGAGAUAGGAAACUCACAAUAUCAGCUCAUGACGUCAGUAUCCAUGCCAAUAUACGAUCUCCGCCAUAACGAGAACAUCACAGAGAAUGUACUGAUAAAUGAAGCUUACUGGGUAUCAGUUACAAAAGAGUCUGUAGAGGAGAACGGCCAAAAGGAGAUGCGAAUUGCUAGAUUAUUGGGAGUGGCAGGAACAGAUGUACCACUAUCUGAGAUUCAAGCUCUUAUGGCACCCUAUAAGAUCGGGGUUAAUGGUUAUGCUUUUAUGGUGACAAAUAACGGAUAUAUUUUGAUUCAUCCCGAUUUGAGGCCAGUGUUUCAACAAAUCCUAAAACCGAGUUAUAACAGCGUGGAUAUGAUCGAAGUGGAGUUGUUUGAUGACGACAGAAGUCCACGAAAUUUCAGUAAAGAAUUGACUGCGUUGCGUCAAGAUGUAAUCGAUCAGAAAACCGGCAACAAGAUAAUGAAUGUCAAGUACCAUAUGGAUGACAUGAAAAGAGUAUCACGUGGCAAGAAGCACUACUUCUGGACUGGUAUAAGCGAUUCGCCCUUCACCUUGGUGGUAACGAUACCAGAGAACUACGGACGCCAUAGAAUAACACCACCGCCUACAGACGACAUACAUCGCCUAUCGCUCACAUCAAAGAAUAUUUCGGCAAGACAAUAUCUGUCUGACAAGUGGAGUGUGCAUCCCGAUUGGUUAUACUGUCGCCACUACGAGCGCACAUUUGCUACUCCCGAGGACGAAUUAUUAUACUUUUUGGAGCGCGUUGCAAAGCCUGGUUGGCGCUGGCCAGCGAAACCUCGCCCGCCCGAACAUCACAAGAAUAAACAGGGACACGGGCAUAACGGUUCUGUAGAUAGCGAAAGGAAACCUGCGCAAAGGAUUGAAUACUAUUGUGACCAUGGACUUAUGCAAGCGUUGGUAUACGAUGCCAGAAACACGGCAUGGUUCAACAAAAGCAUAUCCGAAUCUGCCUCGGAUGAAAAGGCCCCGUUGACCAAAGUGAUUGGAUUGUUACCGAGGGCGGAGUUCAUACAACGUUUUGGGUAUAUAGUGGCAUUUUUGGCUACGCACAGCGGUCUAACAAGGUGGCAAAUGCACCCGCCUAAGGAACACGAUGAUAAAGUGGAGUUUGGUAAAGUAUGGCCUCGCGCUAUUGAUGAGGUAUGGUAUCGUCGUGCAGUGGAACAACACUACGUGGAUCCCCUUAGCUACGUAUAUAGUGUGGAAAUGAAUACAGAGAAAUUCCCAUUGAACGUCAGCUCGGCACUGGUAACGGCUGCCCAUGCGGUCUUCCAUAGCGACGGACACCGUAAGGCUCCAGCCGCAGUGGUAGGAUUCCAGUUCAAACACGAGAGACUGACGGAGUGGUUCGAUAAUAUCACAUCGUCGUGUGAGCAUAAUAAGGAGUGCGUGACAUGCGCUUCGGAGGAAUGGGAUUGUUACUUGGUAGAUAAUAACGGCUGGAUCGUGGUCAGCAAAGACAGUACCCAAACUGGACAGUUCUUUGGAAAGAUUCGACCAGAUAUAAUGCUUAAAUUAGUAGAAGACGAGGUGUAUCGAACAGUGCACGUGAUUGACUACCAAGCGGUGUGCUUUAGAGAGAAAAAAGUCACGAACCCAGCAUCAACAAUAAGAACGCCAAUGGAAAAUCUUCGGUUAAUAAUGUCUUGGUUUGUGACCACCUCGGUAUGGCUUUAUAACUCGGUGUCCUUAACGUUCGCACAGUCCAGCUACUUCGAUGACGAGUAUGUUACAUCCACUGUUGCGUACCAAAAUUACGAAAAUGACGAAGACACGGAUGACCCAUCCAUGUCAAAACCGCCCACUCGAAUCCAUGAGAGAGAUUUUGAAAAGAUUGUUCUUAUAAACCGAACACGCCCAACACCUUGUGAUCGAGAGAUGUUUUUGUACCAAAUAGACUACAAGAACUUGGAGGCGAAGUUGAAUAAGCCCUUGACAGAGUGUUCGAGACCAUUUUACGCACAGCUCGUGAAUUAUACAAAUAUGCUGCUGGUGGUCGUUGACGCGAUGUGUGCGAAGAAAGAUGUCUCGAUAUUAUCAAUAGACCCAGCAGAAGUUCAGUACAAUGAAUCAUUACCUUGUCUGAAACAUAAGCAUCCUUUGUAUCGGAAGCAGCCGUCAUCGUGCAUACGAAAUCAUACGGAGGAGAGCAAUAUCGACAUGUGCGGACGCGGAAGUCUCCCAACAAAAAAUGUUUUAUGGGUACCUUUUACAAUACUUCAUAUUUUAUGGAUCAAAAUAAUAUUUUAA
Molecule: messenger RNA, 3825 nt
Organism: Pieris macdunnoughi
Lineage: Eukaryota; Metazoa; Arthropoda; Insecta; Lepidoptera; Pieridae
Source: the annotation of a GenBank genome assembly